UCGCGAGAGAUGAAUUUAACGCAAUUUACUCACCAUAUAAGCCCCAGGAAGAGACAAUACCAUCUGAGGGCAUUUCCAUGGUCGAUAAACCAGAAUGCAAUGACAAAGAUCUCAUAGAUGAUGGUGAGCUGUCCUCACUGGCGGAACUAUCCUUUCAAUUAGCAUUGAUCCCAACUUGGGCGGUUGCUGCGAAAUCGAGGGCGGCCAUGCUCCUACCAUCCUUUCUGCAG
This is a messenger RNA of Acaulospora colombiana, 230 nucleotides long. The record is from the annotation of a GenBank genome assembly. Lineage: Eukaryota; Fungi; Glomeromycota; Glomeromycetes; Diversisporales; Acaulosporaceae.